Messenger RNA from Meira miltonrushii, 1422 nucleotides. RefSeq lists its product as uncharacterized. Gene Ontology annotation, molecular function: 1-alkyl-2-acetylglycerophosphocholine esterase activity. Lineage: Eukaryota; Fungi; Basidiomycota; Exobasidiomycetes; Exobasidiales; Brachybasidiaceae. Bases 1 to 1422 code for a protein of 473 amino acids. The transcript has 4 exons. The record is from RefSeq and is a predicted model, not a curated record.
AUGUCUCUUUUGCCACCAAAAGGACCUUAUGCUGUUUCCACUCUCACCCUAGAAAUUCCUGGAGGAAAGUUUGCCAAGAAUUUGAUCAGAUCACCUUUUCGUUAUAAAAAUGAUCCAUCCAAAGUGGACCCGUUUGGGUUUCAAACAACAUUAGUGACACUCUUUUAUCCUACUGCUUUGAAAGAAGGCGUUAAGAGCGAUAAGCUAUCCUCGCCCGCCUUAGGAAAGCCUCUCAGCUGGCUUAAUGAACCUCGACUGAAAAGUAUCGAAGGACUUUUAAGGUAUGGAAACCUAUCAAGGUAUCUAGCCUAUCCGGCCGUAUUCAUCCUACCAUUCCAAGCAAAGCUUCCUUAUGGCUCAGACGGACCUGUAGCGACAGAAUCGCCCUCGCUUCUCACUCCAGACCACCAGGAAAUUGAAUCGCCUGCAGAUACAGCGCCACCUUCAGCCAAGCCAAAUACGGAUUUGUUCCCUGUAGGCGUGUUCAGUCAUGGAAUGGCAGGUACACGAACGACAUAUUCGUCUUACUUGUCAGAAUUGGCAAGUCAUGGUAUGAUCAUUGCUUCGGUAGAACAUAGAGAUGGAAGUGCAACGUACACACAAGUUAAAAAGAAAGACGACGACGGAAAGAUAAUAGAACAAGAUAGACUUUAUACGAAAUUCGACGAUUUAGAAUUCGAUCAGAAAGAAAACGGAGAAGAAACAACAGUUUGGGAUAUGCGAAAAUCUCAAGUAAAUCUACGUAAAAUAGAAAUGCUAGAAGCUUUAGAUGUCUUACAUCAACUUAAUGAAGGUAAUGGCGAUCAACUAGCACAGGACAGCACACGAUCGUUUGAUAACGAACAAGCUAAAUUAUCACAAUGGAAAUCAAGGUUGGACAUGGAAAACGUUUGGGCAUUAGGACAUUCGUAUGGAGGAGCGACUAGUAUUGAGAUUUUGCGUGACGAAAAAGCUCCAUUUACACAUGCUGUUGUUCUUGAUCCUUGGCUCGAAGCAAUCCCAAAAGCUGGCGAAGGUGCUCCGUUAAAGCGUCCAUUGUACGUCAUCAAUUCGGAAGGAUUUACCAUCUGGCGAAAGCAUUUCGGAUGGUUACGAGAGCUGGUGAAUGAAUCCAACGAGCAAACCGGUCGUGGCUGGUUGGCGACCAUAACCAAAACGAAACAUACCGAUUUCAGCGAUUUCCCAUUCCUCAUGCCGCGAUUCUUCAAGCCUGCCGCCGGAGUCGAAGCACCACAAGCUGCAGAAACGCUGUCCGUAUUCAGCAGAGCGUCCAGGUUGCAAUUCAUUGAUCGCUUCGAUAAAUCCGAUUUGGGCAUGCCUGUCCGCGAUGAACGAGCAGGUGAAGUAGAGGCAAAAGAUUUGGGUCAAGGUGGCUUUGUCGUUUGGCAUCCGUUAAAAAGUGCUCCUUCUGCAUCUCUUUGA